Molecule: messenger RNA, 777 nt
Organism: Anopheles coustani
Lineage: Eukaryota; Metazoa; Arthropoda; Insecta; Diptera; Culicidae
Gene: MED20
Product: mediator of RNA polymerase II transcription subunit 20
Exons: 1
Coding region: 55-714 (219 amino acids)
Biological process (GO): regulation of transcription by RNA polymerase II
Cellular component (GO): mediator complex
Molecular function (GO): transcription coactivator activity
Source: RefSeq, a predicted model, not a curated record
AACAAAUUUACGCCGGCGCAUGCUACAUUCGGUUUGUAAAUUGCAGUUGAUAAAAUGGGUGUAACUAUUCUGCAACCAUACCCUGUGGAAAAUAAAUCCGGUGCACAGACGAUAGAAUUCUUACAAAAACGAGUACUAGCGCUCGGGGCCGUCCCAGCGGGGCAGUUCCUGGUGGACUGUGAAACUUACAGCUCUAAUCCACAACUGGGACCGCCAAAAACUGUCCACAUUCUACACAAUUCCGAGCAACCGGCGUCAGUGUUUUCUAUCCUCGACACGGGAGCAAAGCAGAUACCGCUAGUGACGGAUGGGCUGUUUGAUCUCUUGAUGACCAGAAUCGCGCCAGCGUACACCUCGAAAAAGCAAACUAAAAUCGAAUCCAAGGGACAGCGAUUCGAGUUUGGGGAUUUUCUCAUCAAACUUGGGAGCGUUACAAUGAGCCAGAACUUCAAAGGGGUAAUGGUGGAGGUAGAGUACCGGCCAUGCCUGGUGCCGAGCAGCUGCUGGGAAUUGAUGAGGGAAUUUCUUCAAGGUUUCCUCGGAUCGAACGUCUCCAACUCUAUGCCCGGCUACUUCACACAGCGAUCGAGCAUAAACCCAAAUCUCAUCAAGGCGAAUGAGAUCUACCAACCGAUUGAUACGAUUAAUCAGUAUUUGGAGCAUUUUACAAACUAUCGAAAGCAAACCAUGGGCCCUGUUGGUGCUCGACCGUAAUUUUGUCAUCUUUUUUUUGUAAUAACUAAUAAACUCAUACAAUAAAUAAUAUUCAUACUUUUA